Xiphophorus hellerii (green swordtail) is the source of this 2075-nucleotide messenger RNA. RefSeq names its product cell growth regulator with EF-hand domain 1 (gene cgref1). The transcript is spliced from 7 exons. The record is from RefSeq and is a predicted model, not a curated record. NCBI's taxonomy places the organism in Eukaryota, Metazoa, Chordata, Actinopteri, Cyprinodontiformes, Poeciliidae. The coding region runs from base 381 to 1112 and encodes 243 amino acids. Gene Ontology annotation, molecular function: calcium ion binding.
UUUGCUGCAAAAACAAAACGCUGACAGCGUUUCACCCACACGAUUGAGCUGCUGCUCCGCCCAUGUAAACGAAGUGACCCAGGAUUACAUAAAUAAAUACCAGGUUUGUGUGUCCGCACCCUUAGAGGAAUGUGACUGAGUGCGUGGACGUGGCGUGGCAGGAAAAUCCCCGGACAAAGACAGACCGGGCUCAUCCACGUGGAGCCUGCCACGGAGCAAAACCCGCAGCGGGGACCGGAGAGGGGGAGGACGCAGUGCUGCAGAGCCGGCGGGGCGGGGCGGUGCGGUGCGGGGCGGUGCGGGACGGGACAGAGGUGUUCUCCAGAAAUGAACCUUUAACCUGCGGAAAUCAACGCGUCUCUCCUGUCAACACUCCAGCUAUGCAUUCAGGUCUGCUCAUGGGGUACCAGCUGGUCCGGCUGGUCCCACCUGCUCUGUCCCUGUGGUUCCUCAUAAACCUGAGCCUGGCAGCACCAGGUCUCCCUGGGACUCAAAGGGAAGAAUCGGAUCUCCGUCCCCCUCCAGGACUGAUCAAUCCCUUCGGCUCUGGAGCAGAGGAACGCAGGUUGUUGCAGAGCUACAUUCAGCAAAGUCUACGCAACAGCCAGGGAAGUCCUGACAUCACUUCCUGGGAGCAAGAGGUGUUCUUCCUGUUUCGUCUCUACGAUUAUGAUCGCAGCGGAUUCUUGGAUGGCUUGGAGAUCAUGAAGCUGCUCUCUGACUACAUCUCCCAUCAUGCACUAGGACCAGAGGCCAGUGAGCAAGUGGUGUCCAUGGUGGAUUUCUUACUACAAACUCAGGAUCUAAACCAGGAUGGCCUGCUGGACCCUUCAGAGCUGCUGUCGCCUUCAUUUAUUAACACACAGGGCUCAACCAACAACAAAGCACCUCAUCAAGAGCAGGAGUUGACAGAAGAGAACAAGCAAUCAAACACAAUUACUGCGGAGUCGAAUGCAGGAGCGGUGGAGCAGAAAGACGAGCAGCGACUGGACGUAAUGAUGCUUCAGGACGAACCCAUAAAGCAAACAGAGGAACAUCAGGCUCAAGAACUUCCUAAUGCGUUAGCAGAAACCCACCAUGACCCUGUGCAUCAAGGACAACCAGAAAUAUAAAUAUUAACCACUUUACCAUUUAGCCUGCUUUAGAAAAAAACUUUUAAAGAUAAAAGAUGAAUUAUAAAUUUAUCACUGUAAAUUGUGUGUUUUUUAUAUAUAUGAAUCUCUAAGCAUAUUUUAACAAACGGCUGUUAAAAUGCUGGGCCUCUUCAACGGCUUUCUGUCACAUUCUUUCUACGAAUAAAGUGAUUUCCACAGCUUUUACAAAGGUAGGGGUUUUAAAUUAAACUUAUAAUGCUUUCCAUAAAUUAAAAUGUUAUGAUUGGCAGAAAUAUUUCACCAAAGUAGUCUGUUCUGACAUGCUAGAAUACAAUAUAUAUAUAUAUAGAUAGAUAUGUUGUGUAUAUUCUUUCACAUCCUAAAAUGUUGACAAAUAUCCUAUUUCAGAUAAAAUUGAAGUGGUGGUUGAAUGAAUGAAUCCUGGAUUAGUUUGUUUUCAGUCUUUCCUCUGCAUACAACCAAAAACGCAUACACUCAAAGAUUUUAUAUCUUUAUUUUAGACAACUUAACCAAACUGACAAGAGAUGAUUUCUGACCACGCAAACAGGAAAAUAAAAAACAAAAAGCCUUUUUGUCAUGGUCAAUGAGUCACAUUCCCUACAUUAAAACCCACAUCUGAUGGUAUUUGUCAUUGUUUGAACUAUUAUCUAUUUGGUAUUUAACUAUUAUGUUCAAGGAGUGCAAUUAGACUGUUAUUUAUUUACACUGCUUUGAUAUGUAGUUAGCUUAGCAAACCCAGUGUGUUUAGAUACACUGGUGAUGUGCCAUAAAAUAAAUCAACACAAAUUUUCAGAAAAUGCUCAUCUUUGUUAUUACAGUUAAAAUAACAGUAAUUCUUUUUAGCAGUUGAUUCAGAAAUGAUUGUAAAUUGUAAAUCAACUGAAUUUAUUAAUUAUUUACUUACUUUUUGAAUCUAGUUUGAAGGCUUUUGGUUUAAAAAUAAAGAAAAUGUUUCCUUGA